This is a messenger RNA of Rubroshorea leprosula, 3723 nucleotides long. Lineage: Eukaryota; Viridiplantae; Streptophyta; Magnoliopsida; Malvales; Dipterocarpaceae. The record is from the annotation of a GenBank genome assembly.
UCCUUACACGUAGUACAUAAAAAAACUCCUCAUCUUUGGCAUUCCUAUCUCAGCUCUUGAGGAUGGAACAGAUGAAAGAGUUAGCGUUGACGUUCAGCAUGGGCUCUUCUGAUCAUGCCUCUGCAGCUUCUGCUGCUGCUUCCUUCCAAGACAACGACGAAGUUGAGUUGCAGUGGGCGGCAAUUGAGAGACUGCCAACUUUCCGGCGGGUAAGGUCGUCGUUGUUUCCGAAAGAUGGCAAAGAAGAGAAUGAGAGGGAGGUGAUCGACGUCACCAAGCUUGGAGCUCUGGAACGCCAUGUUCUAAUCGAGAAACUGAUAACCAAAGUCGAGGAGGACAAUCUCCGGCUCUUGAAGAAACUCAAAGAAAGAAUAGAUAGGGUGGGAUUGGAGUUGCCGACGAUCGAAGUAAGAUACCAAAAUUUGUGUGUGGAAGCAGAAUGUGAAGUGGUUCAUGGGAAGCCUCUUCCUACCCUUUGGAACACCAUCCAGGGUGUAUUCUCUGCUGCGACGAACGUUAGCAGAUGCAAGGUCCAACAAAACAAGAUCAAUAUUCUCAAAGAUGUCAGUGGCAUCAUCAAGCCUUCAAGGCUCACUUUAUUGCUUGGCCCUCCAGGCUGUGGGAAAACCACCCUGUUGCAGGUACUUGCAGGGAAGCUCAAUCCAUCUUUCAAGGUCACCGGGGAAAUCACCUAUAAUGGCUACAAGUUUACGGAGUUUGUUCCCCAGAAAACAUCAGCCUAUAUAAGUCAAUAUGACCUGCACAUUUCUGAGAUGACUGUAAGAGAGACACUUGACUUCUCAGCACAGUGUCAGGGCAUUGGAAGCAGAGCAGAUAUUAUGAAAGAAGUCAGUCGAAGGGAGAAACAAGAAGGGGUUAUCCCUGAUCCUGAUUUAGACACUUAUAUGAAGAUCCUUGGACUAGACAUUUGUGCUGAUACAAUUGUGGGAGAUGCCAUGAUCAGGGGGAUCUCAGGUGGUCAAAAGAGAAGGCUGACAACAGGGGAAAUGAUAAUCGGUCCAACAAAAGCUCUGUUUAUGGAUGAAAUAUCAAAUGGCUUAGACACCUCUACCACUUUUCAGAUUGUUACCUGUCUACAGCAAUUGGCACACAUAACAAAGGGCACAAUCUUAAUAUCACUUCUUCAACCAGCACCAGAGACAUUUGAUCUUUUUGAUGAUAUUAUGUUAAUGGCAGAAGGAAAGAUUGUGUAUCACGGACCACGUAUUUGUAUUCAAGAAUUCUUUGAAAAUUGUGGUUUUAGGUGCCCACCACGUAAAGGUGUUGCUGACUUCCUCCAAGAAGUACUUUCAAAGAAGGAUCAGGCUCAGUAUUGGUGUCAGCAGGACCAACCUUACAGUUAUGUUUCUGUUGACAAGUUCAUUGCUGCAUUCAAAGAAUUCCAUGUUGGACAGAAGCUAAAUGAAGAACUCUGCAUACCUUACCAUAAAAAUGAGAGUGACAAAAGUGCAUUGUCAUUUAACAUCCAUACAUUGAGACAGUGGGAAGUAUUUAGAGCAUGCAUGGCUAGAGAGUGGCUUCUCAUGAAGCGGAACUCAUUCAUUCAUGUUUUCAAAUCAGCACAGCUAGUUCUAUUUGCAGUAAUAGCAAUGACAAUAUUUAUACGCACCAGGAUGAGAGUUGAUACUGUCCAUGCAACCUACUACAUGUUUUCCUUGUUUUAUGCUCUUCUAAGACUUGCAUGCAAUGGGCUGGCAGAGUUCUCAUUAACUAUUUCCAGACUUGCAGUAUUCUACAAGCAAAGAGAUUUCUACUUCUAUCCAGCAUGGGCUUAUUCAAUUCCAGCAGUUAUUCUAAAGAUCCCAUUUUCAUUGCUGGAUGCUUUUCUUUGGACGGUUCUUACAUAUUAUGUGAUUGGUUAUAGUCCCGAACCGGAAAGGUUUUUUCAACAACUCCUAAUCCUUUUCCUCCUCCAUCAAGUGGCAGUAUCACUGUUCCGUCUAAUCGCUUCCAUUGUUCGAAGCCCCGCAGUUGGAUCAAUCUAUUGCAUAUUUAUCUUAUCAAUAAUCUUUUUAUUUGGCGGUUUUGUGAUUCCAAAACCAUCACUGCCUACUUGGCUGAAAUGGGGCUUUUGGAUUUCACCGCUGUCAUACGCUGAAAUAGGUAUCAUGGUGAAUGAAUUUCUGGCUCCAAGGUGGCAACAGGGCUCAUCAAAUGAGACAUUAGGACAUCUAAUUCUGAGACAGAUGGGUUUAAACUUCAAGGCGUACUACUACUGGAUAUCAGUUGCAGCUUUAAUAGGAUUCUGGAUGAUUUACAACAUUGCUUUCACCCUUGCACUGAGUUAUUUGAAGCCUCCAGGGAGAUCACGGGCUGUUGUCUCUCGUGAAAGGUUCUCUUAUCUAAAGGGAAUAGAAGAUUCAGGCAAUGCAAAUCAGGAAAAAGAACCACCUUCUGCUGAUACCGCAAGCGCUGUUAUAGAAACAAAAACCACAGCGAUGGUUUUACCAUUUGAGCCCAAAACAAUAACAUUCAAGAACGUGCAAUACUUUGUUGAUACUCCAAAGGAAUUGAGAGAACAAGGGUUUCAGCAGAAAAAACUACAGCUUCUUCAAGAUAUUACAGGUGCAUUUAGGCCUGGAGUUCUUACAGCUUUGAUGGGAGUUAGUGGAGCUGGGAAAACUACACUGAUGGAUGUUCUCUGUGGAAGAAAAACUGGAGGUUAUAUUGAAGGAGAGAUAAGAAUAGGAGGGUAUCCCAAAGUCCAGGAGACAUUUGCCAGAAUAUCUGGUUACUGUGAGCAAACCGACAUACAUUCACCGGAGCUAACAAUAGAGGAAUCAGUAAUGUACUCAGCUUGGUUGCGCUUGCCAAUGCAGAUUGAUACGCAUAAAAGAAUGGAAUUUGUAGCAGACGUUCUUCAAAUGAUUGAACUGGAUGAAAUCAAAGAUUCACUGGUUGGCAUCCCCGGUGUUAGUGGUUUAUCACCUGAACAGCGUAAACGGCUAACUAUAGCAGUUGAGCUCAUUUCUAAUCCAUCCAUAAUAUUUAUGGAUGAACCCACUUCCGGUUUAGAUGCCAGAGCAGCUGCAAUUGUCAUGCGUGUUGUGAAGAAUAUUGUUAAUACAAACAGGACAAUAGUAUGCACCAUUCACCAGCCAAGUAUCGACAUAUUUGAGGCCUUUGAUGAGCUAAUUUUGAUGAAAAGAGGAGGGUGCCUAAUAUACUCUGGGGAGCUGGGUCAGCAUUCAAAUAAGUUAAUUGGAUACUUUGAGGGUAUACCUGGUGUGCCAAAAAUUAAAGAAAAUUAUAAUCCAGCAACAUGGAUGUUAGAAGUCACAAAUCCAUCUGUAGAAGCUCAACUUGGGGUAGACUUUGCCUCUCUCUACAAAGAAUCACAUCAGUAUGGAGGGGCUGAACAGGAUCUUUUCAACCUAAUGGGACCACUCUAUGUUUUCAUCAUGGUAGUGGGGUUAUCAAGUUGUUCAUCUGUGACUCCAUUUAUAGCUACUCAGCGGACUGUUGUCUACCGAGAAAGGUUUGCUGGAAUGUAUUCCUCAUGGGCAUAUUCGCUGUCACAGGUUUCAAACUCUGAAGCAUUGCUAGCAUUUCCAAGAGAUCAACAUUAGAAAUUGAAACUUGCAAAUCUUAACAAAAACAAGUUCUUUAUGCUGCAGGUGAUUAUUGAAAUUCCAUAUGUCUUCCUUGAGGCAGCUUUGUUUUCAAUGAUCACAUAUCCAGCAGUAAAUUUCUAUGGGUCAG